This is a messenger RNA of Exaiptasia diaphana, 1170 nucleotides long. RefSeq lists its product as uncharacterized. Lineage: Eukaryota; Metazoa; Cnidaria; Anthozoa; Actiniaria; Aiptasiidae. The transcript is spliced from 2 exons. The record is from RefSeq and is a predicted model, not a curated record. The coding region runs from base 28 to 1170 and encodes 380 amino acids. Gene Ontology annotation, molecular function: oligosaccharide binding.
UUUAAUAAAAGUUACUCUACUGCUACAAUGAAAUUGUGCACUGCUAUACUCUUGCUUGCUUUCCUACACCACGUCAGAAGCAACCCCCACUGCGUUGGCACCUGCUAUUCAGGAACACUAUUCCCAGAAAGCAAAGACAUCUUCCGUGGAAAACAUCUCAAGGGAUACUCCUACAACAACAUCACCACUGAUGAUCCAGUCAAGUGCUACUCAUCUUGUGUCCAAGAUUGUCGUUGUAAGGCGUGUCAGAUGAAAGAUGUAAGGUGUGAGUUGCUAGAUGAGGACAAGACUUCCAAGGCUGACAAUUUUACAGCUGAGUCAGGAUACGUGUACUUUGAUCUCAAGCAGACAAUGUAUCAGGGGAGGCAAUCCCAUAUGGUACAGAGAGGAAGUUGCUAUAAUGGGUGCUGUCGAUCUCAGCCUUGCAAGAACGGGGGUACUUGCGUCGAGCAAUGCACCUCCCCAAAAGAAAAGUUCGCCUGCAGAUGUCCUUUAGGAUUCAAAGGCAAAAUAUGUGAGAAAAGUCCUUCAUCCUGUAUGGAUAUCCUAAUCGCUUCUACGACAACACCAAAAAAAGAUGUCUACAGGAUUCAAAGAGAUGACAAACGAAACUAUAUUCAAGUAUACUGUGCUUUUGAAGACAACAAGGCGUGGACGCUUAUCGAAUCGUUUUCUCGAGAAAAUAAAGAAUUCAAGAACAAGCCAUUUUCUAUUGACUAUGGAAGGAAUCUCGGCAAUGUACCGAGUUGGAAUGGCUAUCGAGUUAGAUUAGACAGAAUGAAGUACUUUCAUAACAAGUCCACCUUAUUUAGAGCCACUUGUAACUACCCAAACAGAGAAUCCCUAACACGUGACCUUCUGAUUGGUCGGUUGAGUGAUGUGGACAUCUUUAACAAGGAAGGUCAAGUUAACGAAUGUAAGAGGUAUAUAUCCAUUGAUAUUAUGGGGCACACGUGCAAAAGUUGCUCGGCAUUAACAGCUUUUGGACCAAUAAAUCCAAGACAUAUUCACCUUGAUGUUACCACUCAAAGGUGCGAGUUUAAAAUUAGUCAGCCGGACAUCAACGACAGCACUGAUUGCUUUGGACAUUAUCACACAGUCGACGAAAGAUUUACAUGUACGGCAAUGAACACAUCUACCACACAGUGGUGGUUAGGAGAAGAGAAAUAA